Hibiscus syriacus is the source of this 467-nucleotide messenger RNA. Its product is annotated as homeobox-leucine zipper protein REVOLUTA-like. Bases 1 to 375 code for a protein of 124 amino acids. The record is from RefSeq and is a predicted model, not a curated record. Gene Ontology annotation, molecular function: DNA-binding transcription factor activity. The transcript is spliced from 3 exons. Lineage: Eukaryota; Viridiplantae; Streptophyta; Magnoliopsida; Malvales; Malvaceae.
AUGUAUACGUCCAUUCUCUUAUCACAAUAUUGCAUUCUCUUAUCACAAUAUGCAAUAUUGUGUUGUUCAUUGAAGUCACAACAGGUUUUCAUAUUUGCUAAUCAAACUGGGCUUGACAUGCUGGAGACAACUCUACUGGCUCUACAAGACAUCACAUUGGAUAAAUUGUUUGAUGAAUCUGGACGAAAGGCAUUGUGCUCCGAUUUUCCCAACUUAAUGCAGCAGGGAUUUUCUUGCUUGCCGGCCGGAAUCUGCAUGUCAACAAUGGGACGUCAUGCUUCAUAUGAACAAGCUUUUGCCUGGAAAGUCCUUGAAGCUGAUGAGACCACUGUCCAUUGCCUCGCCUUCUCGUUAGUUAACUGGUCCUUUGUGUGAAAAAACAGUUUACUGUAGUUUAUUUGUCUGAAAAACCAAGCUUUCCCCCUUGCUGCCCAUGGAAAAUGGAAAUGAUGAACAGAUCAGAAACA